AUGCGGCUGGACUCGACCGAUAUCUCACAAAGACAACAGCGGCCUUCGACGAACGGUUCCUCGCAGAACGGGUCUUCCCCGCACGCAAAUGGCUCCGCCAAGAGCGAGACCAAUGGCUUCCAUACAAAUGGACAUGCGGACGGCGCGGCAAUAGUACGCAAUAAGGAGCCUUUCUUUGGGCAUGACAGAGAACAGGUCACAAGAAUUCUACUUCAGACCUUGACCGAUUUGGGAUAUCAGGCCUCGGCCGAGCACCUCUCGCGAGAGAGCGGCUACGAGUUGGAAAUCCCGAGCGUAGCUGCAUUCAGAAACGCCGUACUCAGUGGCGACUGGGAAGACGCAGAGUCUCUGCUCUUUGCGUCAGAAGUUGCCGAAUUGGACGGAGGCGUUCCUCUGGGCAAUGGACAUUCUGGUAGUCCGACAUGGCGGAAAGCUGGACGGCUGUCAUCUGGCAAUCAGAAUGGCUUUUCUCAAAGAGGUCUUCCCUUGACUGAAGAUGCAUCUGUUUUGUGGCUGAAGUUCUUGCUACGCCAACAGAAAUAUCUGGAGCUGCUGGAACGCCGGGAUACGAAUGCUGCUUUGAGCGUAUUGCGGACCGAGCUGACACCACUGAAGACAGACACGAACCGUCUGCACUUCUUGUCAAGUUUGGUCAUGUGCCACUCAGCGGCAGAUCUCCGCAGUACAGCAGAAUGGGAUGGUUCCGAAGGAGAGAGUCGAAGCAACCUCCUUUCGGACGUAUCGAGAUUCAUUUCACCCUCGGUGAUGAUACCGGAACAUCGACUUGCACAGCUGCUCAACGCCGUCCAAGAAACACAAAUUCUCGAGUGCCGAUAUCACAACACGACCGCCCAACCAAGCUUGUACACUGACCACGAAUGCUCGGCAGAUGACUUUCCACUGCAGCAACAAAUCGAGCUCAGGAAUCACUCGGACGAAGUUUGGUUUUUGGAGUUCAGCCAUGACGGAACAAUGCUUGCGACUGCUGGCAAAGAUGGGUUAGUCGUUGUCUACGAUACAGUAAAAUGGCGACCUCUACACGAGUUCCGCGAACAUGAGCGCAGCAUCUGCUACGUCGCCUUCUCGCCGGACGACCAACACCUGAUAUCCUGCAGCCAAAACAACGAAUUCGUGGUCGUCAAUGUCCAUACGGGCCAGCGAGUCUGCCAUGCUGACCAUUUCGAUUACCCAGUGACCACUGCUGCCUGGCUUCCGGAUUCGCAGACUUUCGUUGUAGGAACGCAAGGCUCACGAAGACCGCUAGGGCUAUACUCUUUACAGCAAGCAUCUGGGCCCAACAACAUUACUAGCUUCCGUAUCACGGACUGCGCAGUGACAACCGAUGGUAAGAGGAUGGUGGCCACUACGAUCGACAACCGGAUAAUGCUCUAUUCUCUCGAUCCAGACGUGCGAUACUGCAAAGUCGGAGAAUGGCAGAUGGAGGACCGGCUCACCUCGAUCAAUUUCUCGGACGAUGGCGAACUCAUGUUGGUCAAUAUGAAUGAGGGCAGAGUUCUUGCGCUUGAUUCCGAAACUGGAGAGAUCGUGCAGAGAUACGACGGUGCUCGGCAAAGAGACUUUGUCAUUCGGAGUGCAUUUGGCGGCGCUGGUCAAGGCUUCGUGAUCAGCGGCAGCGAAGACUCCAGAGUGUACAUCUGGCGCCGACAGACAGGUGCUAAUGUCGCCGCUCUCGACGCGCAUCAUCCUGGCACUGUCAACGCAGUGGCAUGGCAUCCGAAGAAUCCAGGUAUUUUCGCCAGCGCUGGCGACGAUCGAAAGGUUCGAAUGUAA
Messenger RNA from Pseudocercospora fijiensis CIRAD86, 1791 nucleotides. RefSeq lists its product as uncharacterized. Lineage: Eukaryota; Fungi; Ascomycota; Dothideomycetes; Mycosphaerellales; Mycosphaerellaceae. The transcript is spliced from 5 exons. The record is from RefSeq and is a predicted model, not a curated record. Gene Ontology annotation, molecular function: protein binding. Gene Ontology annotation, biological process: proteasome-mediated ubiquitin-dependent protein catabolic process. Gene Ontology annotation, cellular component: GID complex. The coding region runs from base 1 to 1791 and encodes 596 amino acids.